AUGGAGAAUCUUAACUUAGCCCUUGUUUCUUCCCCUAAACCUCUGCUUCUGGGACAUUCCUCCUCAAAAAAUGUCUUCACAAUAAGAAAGCCUUUCGCUUUUGGGACUUUUCGCGUUUCUGCUAACUCUUCAUCCUCUCAUGUCACCAGGGCUGCUUCUAAAUCUCACCAAAAUCUAAAAUCUGUGCAGGGGAAGGUCACUGUGCAUACUUUUGCUAGCAUUUCUUCUUCAAAUAGUCAGGAAACAACAUCAGAUGGAAGAACAAUAGUGGAGAGUAAGACAGCAGACCUGAGAUCUCAAAUCAGGCGAAAAGGUGACACAAACCAAGCUUCAAGUAUAAGGAAUCCAUGGCAGCAAUCAGAUCAGACACAGUCUCAUUCUAAUCAUGAAACACAACUUAAGCAAUCCCGAGACGUGGCAUUGGCAACAGCAGCAAAAGCAAAAUUACUUCUUCGUGAGCUAAAAACCGUUAAAGCGGAUUUAGCAUUUGCUAAAGCGCGCUGUGCUCAACUUGAAGAAGAAAAUAAAUUACUCAGGGAACGAGAAGGAAGCGAUAAGGGACUUAUCCGUGAUGAUGAUGAUCUGGGGAAGGUCACUGCGCAUACUUUUGCUAGCAUUUCUUCUUCGAAUGUAGGGUCGCCACUCUUUUGGAUUGGUGUUGGUGUUGGGUUUUCUGCACUAUUUUCAGUGAUAGCUUCAAGAUUAAAGAAAUAUGCAAUGCAACAAGCUUUAAACACCAUGAUGGGCCAGAUGAAUACACAAAAUAAUAAUCCAUUUGACAGUGGUGCCUUUUCCCCUGGAUCUCCCUUCCCCUUUCCCAUGCCUUCAGCUUCAGGGCCCGCUACACCUGCUGGCUUUGCUGGUAAUCAAUCUCAAGUAACUUCUGCACGAACUGCCUCUCAAUCUACUGUCACAGUAGACAUACCUUCAACCAAAGUAGAAGCAGCAGCCUCGGCCCCAGACAUUAAUGUUAAAGAAGAAGUGGAAGUAAAGAAUGAACCAAAAAAAUCCGCUUUUGUAGAUGUGUCUCCAGAAGAAACUGUGCAGAAGAAUGCUUUUGAAAGAUUUAAAGAUGUUGAUGAAUCAAGUUCAUUCAAGGAAGCCCGUGCUCUAGCUGAAGCUUCUCAAAAUGGAGCUCCUUUUAACCAAGGUUUUGGCAAUUCACCCGGUUCUCUAUCUGCACAAAAAUCAGUCUUAUCGGUGGAUGCUUUAGAGAAAAUGAUGGAGGACCCAACAGUGCAGAAGAUGGUUUAUCCCUAUUUACCUGAGGAGAUGAGGAAGCCUUCUACCUUCAAAUGGAUGCUGCAGAAUCCUGAGUACCGUCAACGACUUGAAGAAAUGCUAAACAACAUGGGUGGAGGCACUGAAUGGGACAGUCGAAUGAUGGACACCUUAAAGAAUUUCGACCUUAAUAGUCCUGCUGUUAAACAACAAUUUGAUCAAAUUGGGCUUUCUCCAGAAGAAGUCAUUUCAAAGAUUAUGACCAAUCCUGAUGUUGCCAUGGCAUUUCAAAAUCCUAGAGUUCAAGCAGCUAUCAUGGAUUGUUCACAGAAUCCAAUGAGUAUUGCUAAAUAUCAAAAUGAUAAGGAGGUCAUGGAUGUCUUCUAUAAAAUAUCUGAACUCUUCCCUGGAGUUUCAGGCCCCCCUUGA
This is a messenger RNA of Vicia faba (fava bean), 1650 nucleotides long. The record is from the annotation of a GenBank genome assembly. Lineage: Eukaryota; Viridiplantae; Streptophyta; Magnoliopsida; Fabales; Fabaceae.